This is a messenger RNA of Salarias fasciatus (jewelled blenny), 2530 nucleotides long. RefSeq lists its product as uncharacterized. The transcript is spliced from 5 exons. The coding region runs from base 37 to 909 and encodes 290 amino acids. The record is from RefSeq and is a predicted model, not a curated record. NCBI's taxonomy places the organism in Eukaryota, Metazoa, Chordata, Actinopteri, Blenniiformes, Blenniidae.
GUGAGAGGGUGUUUAGAGAGAGAGGAGACUCAGACGAUGGGAUCCAGUGAGAGCAGGCAGGAGGAAAGCAGUAAAGAGAGAGAAUGUGUGGAGGAGCAGGAGGCCGAUCAGAGAGAAUCCACACCGGAGGAGAAGCGCUACGACCCGAACGAUCCGACUCUGACCAUCGUGGAUGAAGAAGAUCAACUUGACUUUGAGUUGGACAACUUUCAGUCUCCCAGAGCUCUGAUGUCUUGUGGUCACGCCGUCACCCCGACGUCUCUUACCAACUGGUGCCGCCGGCAGCUGGACCAGGGUGAGAGAUUCUUUGUUUGUGGGAUGCCUGGUUGUGAUGCUCGGUGGUCCUAUGAGGAGGUCUGUCGAAUGGCUCUUCUGACCCCUGAAGAAAUGGACUACUUUGAAAACAAAAUAUUCGAUAACGCCAAGGACUUCUUCGGCAUCAAAUCAUGUCCUGGCUGCCAAUCCACAGCGAUGAGGAGUGAUUUCACCAACCUCUGUGUUCAGUGCACGGUGUGCACCAAUGACCGUGGAAAGCCGUUCUUCUUCUGCUGGCAGUGCCUGAGAGAGUGGCGAGGCCCGUCGCCGCGUACAGACCGCUGUGACAACAAAGACUGCUUCAAUAAGUCCUUAAAGAUUCUGAUGAACUGUCCAGACAUGACCUUCCUAGACGUGAAGGGGGUCACCGGCUGCCCCUCCAUCCGGGCCUGUCCCUCCUGUGGCUUCCUGCUGGGACACAACAAAGCCUGGUGCAAAUUCUUGGCUUGUGCUCGAUGCAGGGAGGUUUUCUGCUUCGUGUGUCUGAAGAACAAAACAAUCUGCUGUGAGACAAGUAACCCUUAUAACCUUUGUUCCAGCGGCGUGGCCCCAAGACAGACCUCCAUACCCGCGUCGAAGUGGGAAAACUGCUAAGAUUACGUUCUGCUCUUGAUCUAGUGCACGGUAUUUAACCUGCUGUCAUGGUAACAUGACGGCACCUCUGGGAAGAAAACCAGAGAAACUUUCACAGAUCAGUCAGUAAAUCUGCUAGUUUGACAUCAAUGGGGCGCUUGUAAGAAGUCAUAUUUACCUUGUGUUAGGAGAGGAGAAAGGGUUAAUGUCUCCUGAAAGAGGGAAGACAUCACUGUGCAGACACAACCUCCGGUCAGGGCAGGAAACCGACCCCUGGUGCCCUUUGACCUGAGGGCAGAAGAGGAAGAUAAAACACGGCGAUCAUGUUUGGAUGUAGGACAGAGUGCUUUGUGAUAUCCUUAUACAUAUGCACACACACACACUCACACACACUUGAAGAAAACAUAUCUGGUUGACCGCUGUUGAAUUCGUGUCUGUGUAAACCUGAUGAAAAGCAACAGUAUCAGAGGAUUUAAUGUAAAGUGGUGCUACCUGAAUGCUGCCCCCUGCUGGACAGUCAUCCUGAUCCAGGCACCUGGAUCUGGAACCUGUUUGGUCCUGUGCACCUGUGUCUGUAACAGAGACCCUCCACCGAGGCACCAGGACCCCCGGACUGAGGCUGACAGCAGGAGAUAAACCAAAUUACAAAAAUAUUAGUUAGAAAAUGUAUUGAGUUCAUGAUUACUUUUUAACUGACUUCUUUAACUGAUUGACUGCAAUCAGGCCCUGGUUCCAUGGCAAAGUUUUCAAGUGAAAAUGCAAAACUCUCCUUCUUCAUGCGCACUGCAGCUGUCGUAAGAGAGGAUGGUAUGAUGCUGCCAGCAGGAUGGAGAUGUGGUCGGAGAGGCCAAGAUAUUGUUGAGGGGAGAGCUCUGUAUGCACUUUGAAUGUUGGUGUACACACAGUCCAGAGUGUUGCCUCCCCGUGUGGGGAUGGUGACGUGCUGGUAAAACCUGGGCAGGGUGUCCGUCCUCCGGUGCCCAGGUGGUACUCCAAAGGCGUGAAGCAGAGGACCCACAUGGUCACAGAGACCAACGGGGACGUCCACGUCAAGCUGUCCCACAACCCCGGCUGGGUGGAGUCAGACUUCUAUCAAGGAGAAAAGGGCAAAGUGGAGAGAGCCAAGGCAGAGGCGGCAGACAAGGCCACAUCCUGACACUGUCUUUCUUGACUGAAUAAAGAUGUUUGGUGCUUAUUGCUGAUAUAUUCUCAUUUCAUGCAUUCCAAGCAAUUGGGGAGGACGGGAAAUCUCUAAAACUGGUUUGUAGUGAGUGUUUGGCAUUUUUAAUAUGUUAACAGCAUAAUUACUAGUUUGUAGGUGGAUUUGAGACACGUUGCCAUGUUUCUGUUUGUUGAUUUGUACAUUUGCUUUCGAAAAGAAACUUUUCUCAACCCGAAGUUCAUUUUAUGAUUCUAUCAUGUCAAACUGGACGGUGUUAUCAAUAAAAUCAAUGAUACUUGAAAGACGAUACUGAUCCAGACGAUCCUAAAGUGAAUAACUGGUCUAAUGAAACCUGAAAAGAUAACAGGGCUCAAACGGGUGCGCCAUUUCACAAUGCAUUGUGGGUCGCGGUUGUCAUUUUUACAGGCAUCUGCUUUGGUUUACAUCGUGCAGGUACAGACGCUGUACUAUCAGAGACAC